This is a messenger RNA of Varanus komodoensis (Komodo dragon), 1870 nucleotides long. It is a transcript of the gene IL10RA, whose product is annotated as interleukin 10 receptor subunit alpha. The record is from RefSeq and is a predicted model, not a curated record. NCBI's taxonomy places the organism in Eukaryota, Metazoa, Chordata, Lepidosauria, Squamata, Varanidae. The coding region runs from base 1 to 1833 and encodes 610 amino acids. Gene Ontology annotation, molecular function: protein binding. The transcript is spliced from 7 exons.
AUGCGGCGGCCACGGCGGGGGCACCCACGGAGCUCCGCGCUAGAGGGUCCCGCCGAGGGCGCCGGCACAGGCGGGGCCAGGCGGGCCUUCCCCGGGGGAAAUGCCCGAGGAAGUGAGAGCGCCCGCCCCGCCCCGCCCGGGCCUCCCCAGGCGGCCCGCUCGGGGGCCGAGCAAGGCGCGCAGGCAGAGAUGUGGCUGGUCGCGCUGCUGCUGCCGCUGCUGCCGCUGCCGCGCGGCCUCCGCGGACACGGAAGGGGCGCCCCGGCGCCGCCCGCGAACGCGCAUUUCCAGGAGGCCCGCCUCUUCCAGCACCUGCUGCGCUGGGCGCCCCCGGCCGCGGGACCCCUUCCCAGCAACAGCCUCCGCUACGACGUCGAGUACCGCCAGUACGGCAACGGCAGCUGGACCCCCGCGCCGAGCUGCACGCGCGUCGCCUGCUGCUCCUGCGACCUCUCCUACGAGACGCGGAAGCCCGCGCAGCGCUACCUGGCCCGCGUCCGGGCGGUGGCCGGCAGCCGCGCCUCCCGCUGGACCCCGCCCGCCGUCUUGCAGCCCAGGCAAGCAACUCUGCAUUUGUCCAACGUCAGCUUGUCCGUCAGUGGCUGCACCAUACACGUGUCUCUCCAGCUGCCUGCCAGCCCAUGGGACAACAUCACCUAUGAGGACAGCCACCCUUGGCAGAGGGAAUACCAUGUGCACAUUCGCACGGUCUCCAGUGGUGCCUGGUCCCUGCAUGUGGCGACCAGCCUGGAAUUCGACCUGCCAGCACUGCUGCGAGGCGAGCGUUACUGCAUCAGUGUCGAGCCGCGCGUCGUCUCUCGGCCAAACCCCGCCGAGCGGACGGAGGAGCAGUGCAUCCUGAUACCAGCCCUGCCAGACCACGCGGGGAGCGCCCUGGCCGCGUCUGGGGUGUCCCUCCUCGGUCUGAUGGCGAUCGGCAUCUUGGGCCUGGGCUCCGGCUUGGCCUGUGCCUACGUGAAGAAGCCCACAAAGACCCCGCAUGUGCUGGAAUCCCUGCUGAAGUGCAGCUCCCCCUGGCUGCGGAGUGAGCUUCGGCCCACGGGGGUGAAAGACGUGGUCCUGUGGGUAGAGGCGGAGGCCGUCCAGCAACUCUCCUUCGUGGUUCUGAAGGACUGCAGCAGCAGGAUCCACGGCCUGGGAUCAUCGCUGCCGCCCUCACCUUUGGGGAAAAGCUGCGGGGUUUCCCAGUGGCCCGCAGAGGGCGACGGGGUGGGGGACCUCAUGGACAGCAGCAGCUGCAGCACGGACAGCGGCAUCUGCCUGCAGGAGCCCUCGGGCAGCCUGAAUCAGCUUUGGGGUGGCAGGAAGCCGUGCCUGGACAGCGGGGGACACAGCGGCCUCCAGGAAGGGGCCUGUGCGGAGGAGCAGCAGCUGCAGGGGCCUUGCGGUGUGCAGGAGGGGCUGCAACCCAUGUGCCCACCCCAGGUACAGUUCUCUGGAUACCAGAAGCAGUCGGGAAGCCCCCUGGAGGUUUUGGGCUGUUCCGUGGAUCCCUCCGGCACAGGGGAGACGGCGGCCUCUGAGCCCAGCUUGGCCACUGGCUACCUGAAGCAAGCCUCCUUUGGUGCCCACACAAGCCCUGGGGGCAUGUCCUCCGCCGAGGACGCUCAUGACAAAGUGGACUGGAGGACAGCACACAUGCCGGGGAGCCUGUCCCCUGGUGUCUUGGGGGCCCUGGAGUUCCCCGUGACCCUUCAGGCACUGGGCUUUGUGGAGCAGGAAACGGCUCUCCCCUCUCUACACCCGUGGCUGAGCAGCACCCAGCCGGGCCUGGACCUCAGUGCCCUGGCCCUCCCGGAGCCCUGGGCGUGAGCGGGCUGGCCAGCCCCCCGGGGAGAAGACUGGGAGA